UUUGUUGGAAGGUUUCUUUUUAGCUGGAGAAGCAGAUAGAACAAGAAGAUAUACUGCUGAAACUAUGUUGGAAGAGUUGAAUGUUAUGGUGGAAGAAGAAGGCCAGUUUGAUAAAAGUGAAGUUCCAAAACUCCAAACUAUCUAUGGGUGGAUAACCAGCUAUGCUGCAGUAUUUAAAAAGAAAAAUGCAAAAAGAACCUUGAAAGAAGUUGGUAUUCUCAUAGAAAUGA
Entrophospora candida is the source of this 230-nucleotide messenger RNA. The record is from the annotation of a GenBank genome assembly. Lineage: Eukaryota; Fungi; Glomeromycota; Glomeromycetes; Entrophosporales; Entrophosporaceae.